Messenger RNA from Cucurbita pepo subsp. pepo (vegetable marrow), 1946 nucleotides. RefSeq names its product pentatricopeptide repeat-containing protein At4g21065. Gene Ontology annotation, biological process: RNA modification. NCBI's taxonomy places the organism in Eukaryota, Viridiplantae, Streptophyta, Magnoliopsida, Cucurbitales, Cucurbitaceae. Gene Ontology annotation, molecular function: RNA binding; protein binding. The record is from RefSeq and is a predicted model, not a curated record.
AUAUUCAUUUGGGUUUGUGUAAGAUGGUUUGAGAAUUCCAUACCAAAAGAAAAGAGAAGAUGGGUUGCAAUGGAUUGGUAAGAUGGUCAAUUUUGUUCAACAUUUUGGGCUAAACGAGUGUGUCUACCCAACAUGGAAAUAAAAACUGAGCUAAAGAAUAGAGGAUCAUAAACUUCUGUGCUGACACGCCGGGAUUUUGCAAGCCUUUGAUUGAGCUUGCAGAUCGAACACAAUUGUUAUGAUCGUUCUCAACGGUGGAAAAUCCAACUUGGCACGCUCUCUGUGCUCCCGAGUUGAGAUCAAAUUUCCACAUUUUCAAUUGCUCCUCCCCAAGUUCAUUUGGAGUUCAGAUCGAAAAACACCCACUGAAGCAAUACCCAAUGGUAGCUAUUUUUCCAAGGAACAAAGAUUUCUGUCUCUUUUCAAGCAAUGCUCCGCCGUGAAAGACUUGAAUCAAGUCCAUGCUCGUACUAUCCGGUCGGGUUUCGAUCAGAAUCUCUUCGUUCUUGGCAAACUCAUUGAGUUUUGUGCGGUUUCGGCCCAUGGCGACAUGAAUUACGCUGUUGCUGUUUUCAACCGAAUCGAAAAUCCAGAUGGGUUUCUUUGGAAUACAAUGAUAAGGGGAUUUGGAAGAAUUAGUAAUCUGCCUAAAGCGUUUGAGUUCUACAAGCGAAUGCUAGAGAAGGGAAUAGCGGCAGACAAUUUCACUUUUUCUUUCUUGCUAAAGAUUUCUGGGCAGUUGGGGUCAAUUAUGUUGGGCAAGCAGUUACAUGUCAAUAUUCUGAAACUUGGCCUCGAUUCCCAUGUGUAUGUUAGGAACACGCUUAUUCAUAUGUAUGGCAGUUUAAAAGACGUCAAACUAGCACGCAACCUGUUUGAUGAAAUGCCCAAACCAGGUUUGGUAGCUUGGAAUACAGUAAUCGACUGUCAUGUCUCUUGUGGGAUGUACAACGAAGCACUUGCCUUGUUUCUUCAAAUGUUGCAGAGUGGUGUAGAGCCUGACGAAGCCACACUGGUUGUGACGGUCUCAGCAUGUUCUGCACUGGGUGCACUGGACUUUGGGAGGUGGGUUCAUUCCCAUGUGAAGCAUAACGAUAGAGGAAAGACUAUUGCCGUUUUCAAUUCAUUGAUCGACAUGUACGCCAAGUGUGGAGCAGUUGAAGAGGCCCGUGAGAUGUUUAAUGCAACAAGUGGCAAGAACAUAGUAACAUGGAACACAAUGAUCAUGGGAUUAGCUACACACGGCGAUGUAGAGGAUGCACUGACAUUAUUCUCAAACAUGUUAGCAGAGAAGAUUGUGACUCCUGAUGGCGUGACAUUCUUGGGAGUAUUAUGUGCUUGUAACCAUGGAGGAAAGGUGGAGGAAGGGAGGAGAUAUUUUGAUCUAAUGACCAAACACUGCAAUAUCCAACCCACAGUUAAGCAUUAUGGAUCAAUGGUGGACAUUCUGGGACGAGCUGGGUUUGUAGAAGAAGCUUAUCAGCUGAUACGGAGUAUGCCAAUGGAGUGUAAUGCUGUUAUAUGGAGAACAUUACUUGCAGCCUGUCGGAUGCAUGGAAAUGUUAAGCUCGGGGAGAGAGUGAGGAGCCAUGUUCUUGAGAUAGAGCCAGAUCAUAGUAGUGAUUAUGUUCUUCUUGCAAAUAUAUAUGCAAGCUCUGGUCAAUGGAAUGAAAUGAUGAAGGUCAGAAAAUCAAUGCAACGAAAAGGGGUGCAGAAACCAGAGCCUGGUAAUAGUUUUUUGGAAAUUAAUCCAUGCAGGAAGUUGGAGAUGGACACUGUUGAGAAUUAUAACAAUGCUGAAAGAAACGAAAGUUAUAUCUGAGUUUACAGUGUGCAUUCGUUUGGAGUUCUUAUUUAACAGAGCUAAAAACUUUUCAAAGGGAUGUAUCAUCUACAAGGGUGGACAGAAAUGGUUCCCUUAUCCUAUCUUCCUUCUUCGUGCACAA